Messenger RNA from Thamnophis sirtalis, 1275 nucleotides. The record is from RefSeq and is a predicted model, not a curated record. Lineage: Eukaryota; Metazoa; Chordata; Lepidosauria; Squamata; Natricidae.
GGCGGCAACCCGGAAGAGAUUCUGCCUGGAGCGGGUCACGUGAAAGGGCUGCAAAUGGCCGCUGGCUGUGAGGUGCACCUUGAUGCCAGCAAGAGAUUCUGUGCCUGAAGAGUGGGACUCCAUUAAUCAUGACCAGCAAUCUGGACAUUUUUGUGGGGAACACCACCUUGAUCGACGAAGAAGUCUAUCAACUGUGGCUAGAUGGAUAUUCUGUCGACGAUGCUGUCUCCCUUCGGCUGCGUUCUGGCAUCUUGGAGCAGACGGGCGCCACGGUUGACGUCCUCCAGAGCGACACCAUGGAUCACUACCGCACCUUUUACAUGCUCGAACGGCUCCUCCAUUCUCCCCCCAAGCUGCUGAACCAGCUGCUUUUCCAGAUCCCGCCUUGCCGGCAGACAAUGCUGAUCGAAAGGUAUUAUGCCUUCAAUGCUGCUUUCGUCCGUGAGGUGCUGGGGAAAAAGCUAUCAAAAGGAACCAAGAAAGAUCUGGAUGAUAUCAGUGCCAAAACUGGGGUGACCCUUAAAAGUUGCCGCCGACAGUUUGACAAUUUCAAGCGGGUUUUCAAAGCCGUGGAAGAAUUACGCGGGUCGCUGGUAGAAAAUAUUCAACAGCAUUUCUUGCUUUCCGAUCGGUUAGCCAGGGACUACGCCGCCAUUGUAUUCUUCGCCAACAGCCGCUUUGAAACCGGGAAGAAGAAACUGCAGUAUUUGAGCUUCGAGGAUUUCGCCUACUGCGCUGAACAGAUGAUCGAGAAUUGGACUUUGGGGGCGAUGGACACCAACGUAGACGACAUGGACGUCGAUUUGGAUAAAGAAUUUUUACAGGGCCUGAAGGAGUUAAAAGUUCUGAUUGCCGACAAAGAUCUACUAGACCUGCACAAGAGCCUGGUGUGCACAGCACUGCGGGGGAAAAUCUCGGUCUUCAGUGAGAUGGAAGCCAAUUUUAAGGCAUCAAGUACUUUGGGAACGAUACAUGGGUACUCUCAAGGCCUGCCUGCUGAAGAUAUACCAUGAUUAAACCCCCACAAUUUCUGUUUUUAAUUUUUAAAAAAAAACAGAUGUUAAUAAUUUAUUUCGGGAGAGACUCCCUCAAGGCCAAAGUGCCUGUUCCUCCGGGACAGAUCUCUCAUUUGUGACCCAAAGCUCAUCCUUCACCUCCCCUUUACCUUUUUUUAUUCCCCUUCAUUUUGACACUGAGGACUAGUCAAUUAGUUUCAGUAGUUGUUUUGCCUUUUUUGUUUUGCUCGGAUGAAAUAAAGAAUCCGUUUCGUCCCAA